This is a messenger RNA of Mesitornis unicolor (brown roatelo), 4228 nucleotides long. RefSeq names its product valosin containing protein (p97)/p47 complex interacting protein 1 (gene VCPIP1). The record is from RefSeq and is a predicted model, not a curated record. Gene Ontology annotation, biological process: protein ubiquitination; endoplasmic reticulum membrane fusion; Golgi reassembly. Lineage: Eukaryota; Metazoa; Chordata; Aves; Mesitornithiformes; Mesitornithidae. Gene Ontology annotation, molecular function: cysteine-type deubiquitinase activity. The coding region runs from base 4 to 3318 and encodes 1104 amino acids. The transcript is spliced from 3 exons.
GUCAUGGGCCUCUCCAACUACCACUGCAAGCUCCUGGCCCCUAUCCUGGCCCGCUACGGUAUGGAUAAGCAAACUGGCAAAGCCAAGCUCCUCACAGAGAUGAACCAAGGAGACAUCUUCGACUGCUCCCUCUUGGGUGAUCGCGCCUUCCUUAUUGAGCCCGAGCACGUUGAAACCAUCGGUUAUGGAAAGGACCGCUCUGGCAGCCUCAUCUACCUGCAUGACACCCUGGAAGACAUCAAGAAGGCAAACAACAGUCAGGAGUGCCUCAUUCCUGUCCAUGUGGAUGGAGAUGGCCACUGCCUGGUCCAUGCUGUCUCGCGGGCACUUGUUGGCAGGGAACUGUUCUGGCAUGCUCUGCGAGAGAAUCUAAAGAAGCAUUUUGAGGAGAAUCUGAGUCACUACAAGGCGCUUUUCCACGACUUUAUUGAUGCAGCAGAGUGGGAAGACAUUAUCAAUGAAUGUGACCCUUUGUUUGUUCCUCCAGAAGGUGUGCCAAUGGGCCUUAGGAAUAUUCAUAUCUUUGGUCUGGCCAAUGUGCUUCACCGGCCUAUCAUCCUGUUAGACUCCUUGAGUGGAAUGCGAAGCUCUGGAGAUUACUCAGCGACGUUCCUCCCUGGUCUGGUACCUCUAGAAAAAUGCAUGGGAAGAGAUGGCAUGUUGAACAAGCCGAUCUGCAUUGCGUGGAGUAGCUCAGGACGUAACCAUUAUAUUCCUCUAGUUGGAAUAAAAGGUGCUGCUUUACCUAAACUGCCUAGGAAGCUACUUCCUAAAGCCUGGGGGGUUCCUCAAGACCUCAUCAAAAAGUACAUCAAGUUAGAGGAGGACGGUGGUUGUGUUAUUGGAGGGGACAGAAGUUUGCAAGAUAAGUACUUGAUGAGGCUCGUUGCUGCCAUGGAGGAGGUUUUCAUGAGUAAACAUGGUAUCCAUCCCAGUCUUGUAGCUGAUGUACAUCAGUAUUUCUACAGAAGGACUGGUGUAAUAGGAGUCCAGCCUGAAGAAGUCACUGCAGCUGCCAAAAAAGCAGUGGUGGACAACCGCCUUCACAGGUGCCUCAUUUGCGGGGCCCUUUCAGAACAUCACGUUCCUCCAGAGUGGCUGGCUCCUGGGGGGAAACUCUAUAACCUGGCAAAAAACACCCAUGGCCAGCUAAGGCCUGACAAAAAUUACAGUUUUCCCCUGAACAGUUUGGUGUGUUCUUACAACCCCGCAAAGGAUGUGCUGGUACCAGACUACAGCCUGAGUAGUUUGACUGCUUGUAACUGGUGUCACAGUAACUUAGUGCGUCGUGUCAGAGAAGAUGGAUCUGUUUCAUACUUGGAUGGAGACAGAACUAAUACUAGGUCUGCAGGUGGCAAAUGCGGCUGUGGAUUCAAGCACUACUGGGAAGGUAAAGAAUAUGAUAAUCUCCCUGAAGCUUUUCCUAUUACUCUAGAGUGGGGUGGAAGAGUGGUGAGAGAGACCGUCUACUGGUUCCAGUAUGAAAGUGACACUUCUCUGAACAGCAAUGUGUAUGACGUCGCCAUGAAACUCGUUACCAAGCACUUCCCUGGUGAGUUUGGUAGUGAGAUUCUUGUUCAGAAAGUUGUCAACACAAUAUUGCAUCAAACUGCCAAAAAGAACCCCGAUGAUUAUACCCCUGUAAAUAUCGAUGGUGCUCACGCCCAAAGAGCUGACGACGUACAGCAAGGACAAGAGUUAGAGUCGCAACUUCCAACCAAAAUAAUUUUGACUGGACAGAAGACAAAAACUUUGCACAAGGAGGAGUUGAAUAUGAGCAAAGCUGAAAGAACUAUUCAGCAGAACAUUGCAGACCAGGCUUCCGUAAUGCAAAAACGGAAAAGUGAAAAAUUGAAACAAGAGCAUAAAGGGCAACCUAGGACUGCUUCCCCUGGAGCUGUUCGGGAGGGGCCAUCAUCUGCACCUGCUACACCAACAAAAACCCCAUAUUCUCCAACAUCUACGAAAGAAAAGAAAAUCCGAAUAACCACAAAUGACGGGAGGCAGUCAAUGCUUACCCUGAAGUGCACGACCACCUUCCUGGAACUACAGGAAAGCAUAGCGAGAGAAUUUAAUAUUCCUCCGUAUUUGCAAUGUAUUCGCUAUGGCUUUCCUCCUAAAGAGCUUCUGCCUCCCAAAGAAGGCAUGGAAAACGAACCUGUUCCUUUGCAGCAUGGUGACAGGAUUGCGAUCGAAAUCCUGAAAGGUAAGGAGGAAGGCAGGCAGGCUGCUUCAGCACGCUCGGCCCAUGCCGUGAAGCAUGAAGACGUUGCUGUGACGAGUAAAAUCUCAUCGAAGGAGCUGCAAGAGCAAGUCGAUAAGGAGAUGUAUUCUCUCUGUCUUCUAGCAACGCUAAUGGGAGAAGAUGUUUGGUCUUAUGCAAAGGGGCUUCCUCAGUUGUUUCAGCAAGGUGGAGUAUUCUACAGCAUAAUGAAGAAAACGACAGGUUUGGCUGAUGGCAAGCACUGUACUUUUCCACAUCUGCCUGGUAAAAACUUUGUGUACAAUGCAGCAGAAGACAGAUUGGAGCUGUGUGUGGAUGCUGCUGGGCACUUUCCUAUUGGUCCCGAUGUUGAAGAGUUGGUGAAAGAGGCCUUAAGUCAAGUGCGAGCAGAAGCUACUUCGAGAAGCAGGGAAGCGAGUCCUUCACACGGAAUGCUGAAGCUGGGUAGUGGUGGAGUAGUGAAAAAGAAAUCUGAACAACUACAUAACAUUACUGCAUUUCAAGGAAAGGGCCAUUCCCUAGGAACUGCAUCUAGUAGUCAACAACAUGAUCAAAGAGCCAGGGAAACGCCACUUUUAAGAAAGCAUAGCACAGAAACGGACUUCAGUCCUUCUGCUAAAAUUGAGCCUUCUGCAUUCACAGCUGCUUCUGGUAACAGUGAGCUUAUCCGAAUUGCUCCGGGAGUUGUGACAAUGAGAGACAGCAGGCAGCUUGACCCCACUUUGAUUGAGGCACAGAGAAAAAAGUUGCAGGAAAUGGUCUCUUCUAUUCAGGCUUCAAUGGAUAGACAUUUGCGGGAUCAGAAUACAGAGCAGUCAGCGUCAGUUGAUCUGUCUCAAAGAAAAGUAGAGGGAGCGAGUUCAGCUGCUAAAACUGGGAGCUUUCAGGCUGGCUUACCCGAAUCCUUUUCUGCACCAGGUGGUACUGAACACUUGAAUACCGAAUCAACUGAUGGUAACGUGGUGAAUUCUGUGGGAACAACAUUCCCUGCGAGAUCUAAAGCACAAAAGGGAAAUUCUGUUGAGGAGCUUGAGGAGAUGGAUAGUCAAGAUGCAGGAAUCACUAAUGCAACUGAGCCAAUGGAUCACUCUUGAUAGGUUAAAAUCUAAUAAGGGUAGAAUAAAUUACUGUUCAAAUGUAAUGUUUAUUGGCUGGGCCACACAAAGUGAUUAGUUAUUAAAUCUUGUAUGUAUGUCAAAGAUUAUAUCAUCUUAUUCAGUGCAUGAUAAGCGUGUGAUUGGCAAUAGCUUUCAAUAUUACCAUACUGCUGCCCAGGCUGGCUCUGUUACCUGUAAAUUAGUUAUUAGGAAAUGCACUGAGAUGAAUAUCUGCUGUAAAUGUGGGUUCUUGAAAAUUCUUUGUAAUUUUUAAUUCCUUAAGAGUCUUAAAAUUUAAGCCCAUGCAAGGUUCUCACCAUGCUAGUUUAAGGUUACUGGAAAGGCUAGAACAGGCAAAACUAGAAACAUGACAAAGUUAAUAAUGUCCCAGGUACUCAAUUCCACUCAAAAAUACACUGUAAACAUGAGUUACACAUUUCAAAGAGCAACUAAAACUAAACUUCUGCUAAAUUUGAUAAUGCAGCAUAUGCAGUACUUUAAUUACAUUGUGCUGGCACUUCCUCUGAUUUAAAAACUUUUUCAUUCAUACAGCUGUAUAAGCUUGUCAGAAAUCUUGGAAUAAGUAACUUUAGUAAACUCUCUAAUUUCUGCAUAUUGUCAGUUUAAGCAAGUUAGAAAAAAGGCUACUUAGCGUAUGAUGAAGAUGAAGUGAAUGUGGCGUGGUUAUGCAUGGCUGGCUGAGCCAACACAACCAUUUUGGUGCUCUGUUAGUAAGUGAUAGCAUGUUUUUAUUUCCUCCCAAAUACCGAGCUGGUCAGAUGUUGAGCGACUUUUAAUGCAACCGGAGGAGAGAAGUUGGCAACUGCAAGAAACAAAAAAUGUUCAGUGGCAAAUCCAUUUCUUUUAAAAGGCUUUGAUUACCAGCAUUGGUUAGUAAUGGCAAAAA